CAUCAAUUGACUGGGAUCGCGUUGUGUGGCCCGCGCCGCGAUUUUCUCGCACGGGCAGGCACGGCAACGGCCGCCACCCUCUGUACAAUAACAGUGUAAUAACUAAGCUUUUCAUUUUGCUGAACUUACCAAGCGACGUUGUGCUUUCAAUCUGAUUCAAUCAUAUACAGUUCCAGAAAUAUGCAAGACUAUAAAGCCUCAUAUCGCCUCAACCGAUCGUCCUAUCGCAGCUUCAAACAUGCCCAGUUCCCUGUCCCUCACACAGGACAUACCAUUCAGUCCCACCACAACGAUAUGUGUAGAUGAUACUACCUUAUCGAAUCCCCGCCCCAAGACUGAGCCUGCGAGUGACUUGGAAAAAUCGCCGAGCAAUACGAUCACUACUACAUUGCAACAGUUACCACUAUCUACCCUUAGAAAAAAUUUAGUUCUGACUGUCCUAUCUGGCGCUCAAUUCUUCGAUAUCUACAUCUCAUGUGCAGCGAUCAUCGCCCUUCCAACACUGGGCGCUGACUUAGGAUUUUCACCAGCAGCUCUUCAAUGGGUUCUGUCGGCAUAUACGCUCACCUUUGCCGCAUUCAUGCUCAUCUCUGGUCGGCUGUCUGACAUGUUCCAUCCAAGGCCUGUCUUUGUUGCUGGAUUCCUUGUCAUUGGUCUCCUCAGUGUCCCGAUUGCGGCCAGUGUCAACCCAAUUAUGACUAUUGUCCUGCGAGCCCUUCAGGGCAUAGGUGCUGCACUCAAUGUUCCUUCGGCUAUCGCGAUGAUAUCAACAUCUUUUCCAGAUCAUAAGGAACGCAGUCGAGCGUAUGCCGUAUAUGGGGCAUUUGGUGCGAUUGGUAACUGUCUUGGUUUCAUAAUCGGUGGUGUGAUAUCUGCUAGGACUUCUUGGCGUUGGGUUUUCUAUGUCAUCGCAAUUCUGGUCAUACCUUUUGCUGUGGUCUCAUGGUUUAUCCUUCCAGCACAUACCAACCGUUCAGCAAAGGGGACAAAAGACCUUGACUGGCCUGGGGUCUCCAGUCUAACGGUCGGACUAAUUCUCUUUGUUUUUGCCGUCUCUCGUGCCAGUGCAGCAGGUUGGCAGUCUCCUGGCGUGAUUGCACCCCUUAUUCUUUCUAUCUUUAUGUUCGCCACUUUCGCUCUUAUCGAACACCUGGUGAAAGAUCCUGCCCUUCCACCGAGAACUUGGACAAAUAAGAAUUUUACUCCGUUAUUUUUUUAUGGGUGGUCUGUGUACUGGUGGUUGUUCUCCUCUGAACUGCAAUUGGUGCAGGUCUUCACGAAUCUCUGGUAUUUGUCUCCACUCUCUGCUGCUGUGCGAUGCCUCCCCUUGGGAAUAUCCGGGGGAGCUACAGCGAUGCUCACUGGAUACAUUGCCUCGAGAAUACCUCGCCGACUGUUGUUGGUUGGGGGACAAGUAUUGAUGGCUGUAGGAGCAGCACUGUUUGCUCUCGCCAAUGACCCAUCAAAGUACUGGUCCCAUAUUGUCCCGGGCAUGGUUUUCGGGAAUAUCGGGGUCGCUGUUGGAUACGUAGGUUGCACUAUUGUUGUCAUGGAAGGUGUAAGGGAGGGUGAGCAGGGAGUGGUGAGCGCCAUUAUGUAUACCGCAUAUCAAAUCGGUGCCACUAUAGGUCUAGCUAUUGUCACUUCCAUAACACUAGGAGUCAAUCAACAUCUGGAUGCUGAUCCAGUUUCGCAGUUCAAAGGCUAUUCCAUGGCAUUCUGGUCCAUACUCGCUAUGAAUGGCUUCGCCAUACUUCUCACUCUAGUUUUUGUACAUGAUUCAAGUUAAUUUUGUAAGGCGCUUGUGCGACAAUACAUUUCCUUCUUUGUCCCCUGAA
This is a messenger RNA of Lentinula edodes (shiitake mushroom), 1838 nucleotides long. RefSeq names its product major facilitator superfamily domain-containing protein. Gene Ontology annotation, cellular component: membrane. Bases 239 to 1789 code for a protein of 516 amino acids. The transcript has 7 exons. The record is from RefSeq and is a predicted model, not a curated record. Gene Ontology annotation, molecular function: transmembrane transporter activity. Gene Ontology annotation, biological process: transmembrane transport. Lineage: Eukaryota; Fungi; Basidiomycota; Agaricomycetes; Agaricales; Omphalotaceae.